GAAGCAUUCGCACCUCUAUAUAUAGCUCUCUCAUUCUGAUUAGCUCCUCACCUCACUCACAAGUGCUACUCCUCACUGAUAUAUUUCACCUCUUUCGUUUUUCUGUUCAAGUUAUUUUAUACUCCCCAUUGUAUCCCAAAUGGCCACUGUUGAGGUAGCAUCGGCUCCAACAACAUUGCCAGAGAAUGAGACUACUGAGGUGAUCACGACAAAGGAGACAACCCCAGCAGAGCCAGUGGCCGCUCCCGCUGCCCCAGAGCCAGUUACGGAGAAACCAAAAGAAGCAACACCUGAAGCCCCAGCGGCAGAGCAACCAGCGGCUCCAGAACCCGAAGCUGUACUUGAAGUUGAGACCAAGGAGGUGACAAAGGAAGCCAAGGCUGACGCAGAGGAGCCGGCAGCAGAGAAGAAAGAGGAAGAGACCCAAGAAGUGGCAGCAGAGCCUGCUGCUGUGGAGGAGACCAAAGUAGAUACUACUGAAGCCACUGAGGCACCAGCAGAAGCCCCGGCUGAGGUAGAGAAAUCAGUUGAGGAAGAGAAGCCAGCUGAAGCAGCAAAGGAAGCUACCACUGAAAUUCCAGCUGAGAAGACUGAGGAAUAGAUCGAUGAAAGGAAGUGAUAUAGGAGAGUCUUAGUCUUGGGUCUUCUUCUUAGGUUGCAUUUCAAAGUUGGCAUGCUGUUUAGUUUCAUGUGUUUUUAAUACAAUUAUGGUUAUGGUUGAGGUUAAGGGUUUGGGAUGGUUUGAAAUUCCCAAGCUGCACAAUGUAAGCACUUGGAUCCGCAUCAGCAUUCUUCCCAAGUGCCUAAUAUUUGAAACGGUACAUAGAUGGGAGAAACUCUUGAGUGCUCUAUGUAUGUAUAGGAGCUGAAGUGUGUGCUACGUGGGUGGUGUGGAUGUUGGUUCCAAGAGGGUCAGGUGAGUUUAAUAUUGUGUGAUGAGAUGUGAUCUUUUCUAGGCUUGAAUAAUGAUAUUACUGUUUUUUUUUUUUUUUUA
Molecule: messenger RNA, 994 nt
Organism: Carya illinoinensis
Lineage: Eukaryota; Viridiplantae; Streptophyta; Magnoliopsida; Fagales; Juglandaceae
Product: major latex allergen Hev b 5-like
Exons: 2
Coding region: 140-601 (153 amino acids)
Source: RefSeq, a predicted model, not a curated record